Messenger RNA from Cololabis saira (Pacific saury), 4282 nucleotides. It is a transcript of the gene panx2, whose product is annotated as pannexin 2. The record is from RefSeq and is a predicted model, not a curated record. The transcript is spliced from 6 exons. Gene Ontology annotation, molecular function: channel activity. The coding region runs from base 500 to 2485 and encodes 661 amino acids. Gene Ontology annotation, biological process: positive regulation of interleukin-1 production; monoatomic cation transport. NCBI's taxonomy places the organism in Eukaryota, Metazoa, Chordata, Actinopteri, Beloniformes, Belonidae.
UGCUCGGAUACACGCUGUAGCUGCUUGGCUUGCCCGCACUGCAGAUUAACCCUUCCCGUGCCGGAAGAUGCAGCGCGAGACGGGAAUGACUUGUCUGAGCGUCUUCUCACUUAAGCUCAUGUAACAACUCGUCAAACUAUAAUCACUCUCCCUGGGAAGUACAAUAAACUCCUAAACUCAGCUCUUUCUUCAAAUAACCACACACAAGAGUGCAUGGACUGAGGCCAAACUCAGAGGAGAAGGAGCAAAACACUGAAAUGCCGACAAGCAAGGUGGAGAAGGAGUUGUGCUUCUGAGUAUUAUGUCAACCCUUUUUUAAGAAUCGACUGCUUACAACUGCAUGAGAGAAGCUCUGAAGAGGACAGACCCAUGGUGACCAGGACUGAGGCUGGUCACGCAUCCCUCACAAUGUUUUGAUGAGUACCUAUCUACAACAAGAAGCAUCCAGUCUUGCCCCUAUCCCAGAGGGGUAUUGUAGGGUGCAUCUUCCUUGUUCUGCAUGCAGAACAUCCUUGAGCAGAAUUUAGACAUGGCCACGGCGCUUCUUGCAGGCGAGAAGCUGAAGGAGCUGAUCCUGCCGGGAUCCUCUCAGGAUGACAGGGGUGGGGCCUUGGCUAGCUUCCUGGUGCAGCUGAAACUAGAGCUGCCCUUUGAUCGUGUUGUCACUAUAGGGACCGUCAUCAUCCCCAUUCUGCUGGUCACCCUCGUCUUCACAAGGAACUUUGCAGAGGAAUCCAUAUACUGUUAUACACCUCACAACUUCACCCGAGACCAGGCACUAUAUGCAAGAGGGUACUGCUGGACAGAGCUUCGAGAUGCUAUUCCUGGUGUGGAGCCUCACCUUUGGCCUUCACUCUUUGAACAUAAGUUCCUACCCUAUGCUCUGCUGGCCUUCGCAGGAGUCAUGUACGUUCCUGCUUUGGGCUGGGAAUUCCUUGCCUCAACGCGGCUCACUUCAGAGCUCAAUUUCCUGCUUCAAGAGAUUGAUAACUGCUAUCAUCGAGCGGCUGAGGGCCGGGCCCCGAAGAUUGAGAAGCAGAUCCAAUCCAAAGGCCCUGGCAUAACUGAGCGAGAGAGGAGGGAGAUAAUAGAGAACGCAGAGAAGGAGAAGAGCCCUGAACAGAAUCUAUUUGAGAAAUAUCUGGAGAGACGAGGCCAAAGCAACUUUUUGGCUAAGAUUUACUUAGCACGCCACCUCGCUAUCAUCUGCCUUAGUUCCAUCCCCAUUUCCUAUCUGAGUGCGUACUAUGCCCGCCAAAGACAGAAUGAAUUCACCUGCGCUCUAGGUGAGCCCCCAGAUAUCAGCAGCUAUUCAGAGCUGAAGAUCAGGGUCAACUGUAAGCUGCCCGCUGUGCAGCUACAGCGCAUAAUGGCUGCAGUCGAUAUAGCGCUGCUUUGCACCAUGAACUUCAUCAUCUUGCUUAACUUGUUGCAUUUGUUUGUGGUGCGUAAAUCUAACUUUGUAUUUGACAAACUGCAUAAAGUUGGAAUUAAAACACGACGGCGCUGGCAGAAGUCUCAGUUCUGUGACAUCAACAUCCUGGCUAUGUUCUGCAAUGAAAACAGGGACCACAUCAAGUCACUAAACAGACUAGACUUCAUCACUAAUGAGAGUGACCUCAUGUAUGACAAUGUGGUCAGGCAGCUGCUGGCUGCACUUGCACAGUCCAACCAUGACGCUACACCCACUGUGAGGGACUCUGGGAUACAGACCAUUGACCCCAACCUGGAUCCUUCUGAUCUCGGCGUGGGAGAGAUGGGCGGGGAGCCGCUAGUCAUCAAACGGCCCAGAAAGAAGAUUAAAUGGAUACCAUCCUCCAACCCACUUCCACAGCCAUUCAAGGAACCACUUACGCUGACGCGUUUGGAAAAUAACACCAAGCCUGACAAACCCAAACCACUCAGACGCAAAACAAUGGGUGACAACUUUAUUGCACCACUUGUGGACAGCAAGGGCACACAACAUCCUUCUACAAAAGAUAUAGGUGGAAUGGAGAAAAAGCAUACACGAAACUUCUCACUGGACGUCCACCCGUACAUGCUGACGAUCCGUAAGCCUAAGGUGGAAGCCCCAGCCACAGUUCCCCUCCCCUCUGAGCACAACAUGGAUACAGUUUAUCUCGAGGGCACACACACAAUUGUUCAUGUGUCUGCUGCAAUUACAGAAACUAAGGUUUGCUCUCCAGAAUCUACCAACACUGCCUUCGCUACAGUGACUCUGCCUACAACCACAUAUGUAAAUGGUGUGAGCCCAAACCCUCCAUCCAGUGAGGAUCCACUCAGUCCAAAGUCCACCCCUCCACAAACAGAGCCUCUUGCCCAGAUGGAAAAAUCUGAGCCUCAACCGCCACCUCUGACCAUAGCCCCCACACACCAGCUUCUGAGCAUACGUCAUACUCUUUUUGAGGAAGAAGAAGAUGAAGAAAACAGAAGGGACAGGCUGGCUGAGAGACCCGCAGAGCUCAUUGCUGCUGGAGAAUGUUAAAUUGGAAACAGAAGAAGACACUAUCACAAUCACCUUCCACCAACAGCUACUUCUUCCUCACAUUUAAUUAACUCACACACCUCUGGGAUGGGUGACUGGGGCAUUCUGACAAGCAGAAAUGGACAUCGAAGAAAUGAGAUGGAAAAGCUUUUGGCUGUAAAAAAAAAAGAAGAAGAAAGUUUCAGAACAGCUAAAAAGAAAUAUGUGUAUUUGCUAGUGCUGACCAUUGUAUAACUGUGGGAAAUGAUGUCACACUCAUGUCUCAGGAUGACUGUGCUCAGAUGAUCGCCCACCAAUGAAACCAGCAAUGAACACAAUAUAAUUCAACAGGGUGCUACAGUGCAGUACAGGCUCAAACAGCUGUACUGCAAGACAUGAGAGAGAGAGAGAGAGAGAGAGAGAGAGAGAGAGAGAGAGAGAGAGAGAGAGAGAGAGAGAGAGAGAGAGAGCGAGAGAAAUGAGCGAUCUUUUGAAUACAAAAAAGGCAGACAUCCUGUAAGUACAUAUUUGCAAGGAGGAUUGUAUUAUGACUUUAAGCAGAAUAUAUUUUAAACAUAUGACAAUGCUUUGUCCCUUUAUCCCAAUAGCCAAGUAGAAAGGUAGUCACGCAAUACAGUUAUUGAGAUUUGCACAAUGCAAAUAUGCAAAAGAUCACAGUAUAUUUGUGGCAUUAAUGAUGUAUGAGCUUUGAGCAUUACUUCACAGAUCCCCAUAUAUGUAUAGACACUGUAUUGUUCAGUGUUUGUGGGUUGUUUAGAAUAUAGUAUGAUUCAUGGCGUAUCAUUAGCAAGUCACCAUCGCUUUGGAUACUUAAUUGUUUGAGCUUGCCAUUAAUAAAAGGUAAACCAGCACAUUGUCAGACAAAACUGAACUGUUCCACUGCUCAGAGACGUACUCAGACAUGUCUAAUAAGGUAGAAGAUAUCAUUUAAAAUCAGUGGAAGAGGUAGGAAUGUUGGUGUGGUCUUCUUUAAGGCCAACAUAGUUCUAAUUUGAUGAAUGAAGCUGGACUUAACAUAGAUAGCGUUUUGUGUUUUGCUGGCUUAUUUGGGAUAUGCUGUAAUGUGAAAUUAUUGAGCUGAUGGUUAAUUGUUCAAUUGUUCCUCAGUGAAGGUUUUAUUACCGGUAUAUGAUGGCUAAUCUUAUUCCUUGUCUGCUUGUCUGACACUUUUUUGUCAUCUGUAAAUGUAAUCACAGAGAAAUAUUUUGUUGAAAUGGGUGGUUGCAUUUUUCAACAGAAACCAAACUCUUAGUUGUGAUGUCCCUUUUCACAAGAAACAAGUAUGUGAACAAGGGAAUGGGUGCCUACCAAAACCUAUCCAUAUGCAUUUCAUGCAGCUACACAUGGCUGCAGGAACCUCAAUAAAGACAGUCUACUUUCUGUAAACAUCAGCUUCACAGGUUCUGUAAAAAGCAUUAAUACUGCUAUAAAGGGCCUAAGUAGCCUACAGGUAAGCUACUUAUCUUUUGCAUAACACCGCUUACAAAGGGGAAACAACACUUUUCCAGUUCAGUCCUUAAGUUUAGCUGAUAAUCCAUCUAUUAAGGAAGUGUAAUAGAUAAAUAAAUAAUUUAAUAAAAAAAAAAAAACCUAGUUAGAUUACUUAAGCACACUAAAUACAUUCAGGAGCACUUUAUUACUAGUAGCACUUGUGAGUGUGAGGGCAUGUUGAAACUGCUUAAAACUCAUAUUCUGUGUUGAUUUUCACAUACAGAUUGUUUCAGAGACACAUCUCUCUGAAUGGUAGUGAACACACAGAACAUAGAUUUUGAUUGUGGUCUGUUCAAAUGUGUAAUA